Molecule: messenger RNA, 1964 nt
Organism: Amoebophrya sp. A120
Lineage: Eukaryota; Dinophyceae; Syndiniales; Amoebophryaceae
Source: the annotation of a GenBank genome assembly
UGGAUGUUCAAAAGGUUCAGCUUUUUCAUUGACGACAGGCCGCAUUGAUUGGUUCGGGUGCUGUAAAAGAUACCUUUAUUUAAAGCGACUCUCCACGAUCUCUUUGUCGCUACUGUUUUUAGCGAUUUAUCAUCAAAUACCAAAGGUUUGAAUUAAAGCCGUGUAACAGUCCUUUUUGAGCGUGCUAUUGAUUUGAGUUUGAUAAAUGCUUUUCGUAGCAUCAUACAGAACUGAAACUACUUCUUAUACCCACGACCCUUUUGCCGGACAAAGACAAACCAUGCCAGCGGAUUUGGACCAGGCAGAGCCGCAAUUCGCCAAGGCGAUGGAGGCGGACGACCCGGAGAUGAUGCAGCGACUAUGCCCGACGAUUCUGUCCGAUUUCCGGGAGAUGACGUCGACCGGUAUGUUUGGGUGGACGGUGAUGCACUACCUUGCGGGGUACAACGCCGUGAAGUGCCUUGAUGUGCUCGUGUCCCUCACCGUGACCAGCAGCGGGCAAAUCCGCCCGCUGCCGAAGAACUACCUGGUGAAGGCGGAGCAUGUGAAUAAAGUCCGAGCAGAAAUGAUGUCGAACAACAACGCGGACGAAAAUUUGACCGCCAAGAAGCUCUUCUUUCGGCUUUUACUGGUCGCGAAGGCGUCGGAUGGGGAGGUUCCCAUGCACAUUGCCGCAUCGGAGGGGAACAAUAAGAUCAUCAAGCGGUUGCUGCAUUUGGAGAAGAAGUUCGUUAGUCCACCGGUGGUCGUCACGACAACCUCCGACCAGAAUGGGAAUAAACCGACCACGAAGCCGUGGCACAGUCUGCAGUGCGUCGCCAUGAACGACUCGGGAGAGACGCCCUUGCACGCGGCCAUGGAGGGUUUGCGGGGGAAAAACAGGUUCGAGCUGGACCACGUUGCGACGUUGAUUGUCGAGGGCGGAGCGGACCCCAACCGGAAAACAGACCUGGUGAAGAGCGGCGGCAUGGCAGUCGACGCCUUUCAGUGCGCUUACAUGUACAACGCGACCGCUCGCGGCGAUCUGUUCAAAGACAUUAUGGAAGAGGCUUACGAGAAGCGCUGCCGCGCGGAAACCUUGCUCUUGGCGGGAGGUGCAGCGCCGCUGACAGCAAGCAGCGGUACAGUACUGGAAAGAGCUUCCGGCGGCAGCCCAGUUUUUGCAGCGAACAAGAAGAGCACCAUGCUCACGGAAGGCGGGGAACACCUUCGCUCUGCUGUUGCCGCAAUUCUACAAGAAGCGGAUCAGCACUCCGCGGCUCAAAGCGGCAGUGCUACCUCCAGUUCACAUAUGCUCGCAAGCACUUCUUCCCAGAACAAGGAUGGUAAAAAUACUAUUCAGCCAGUGACGUCGACGGAGCAAUUACGGCAAACGCCGACGAAAGCGGGGGUUUCUGCAAGCCGGGCCUCGAGCUGCAGCUCCACUGCCGGAAAGACUUCUUGCGCGGAUACCAGGGACAGCACGCCGACGACCGUUGCCUCGCCAAAAGCGGCCUCAGGAGAGGAGAUUAACUCGGGGGAGGAAGAUAAUGUUGCCGGACCAGCAACAGAACCAGAAGGUGGCAGGAGAGGAGAUGCUGCUGUAGUUCUACCGAAUGAAGAUGAUCGGGACCAACAGAUCGGUCAAGCGCAGGAACGCCGACCGGAAAUCCGUGCCCCGGUGGUCGCAACGCCAACGAGAGCCAGAUUUGCUGGCGCAUGAGUAUUCUGAGGACAAAGAUGGUUUUUCGAACUUGGUCGUGCUGGACCGACAAUCUUGUAAAUGCCUACAUGAUGAGCUCUCUUUGAUUUCUCUUGCUCCAUCUGGGUGGAGAAAAAAAUGUUUCGGAGCUUGCAACCAAGUUCAUGUGAAAAGAUGGUGUACUAAAUGUACCACUGCCCUCCUCAAAGCGACCCGAAAAGCAUACGCGCACGAAUUCCUGCACUGUCCUUUUUUUGCAGCGAAAAUACUUGGCCUUUAGUAU